Molecule: messenger RNA, 1147 nt
Organism: Hyaena hyaena (striped hyena)
Lineage: Eukaryota; Metazoa; Chordata; Mammalia; Carnivora; Hyaenidae
Gene: RGS4
Product: regulator of G protein signaling 4
Exons: 5
Coding region: 117-734 (205 amino acids)
Source: RefSeq, a predicted model, not a curated record
CAAGAUUCUGACAGCAUCGUCUGCGGGAGGAGGUCCCGGGGAGCUCAAAACAGAAGCCGCAGCGCCUCCUGCCUGCCGCCUUUCCUCCCCAGCUUGCGAAUCUCACACCGAACAAGAUGUGCAAAGGACUUGCAGGUCUCCCGGCUUCUUGCUUGAGGAGUGCAAAAGAUAUGAAACAUCGGCUAGGCUUCCUGCUGCAGAAAUCUGAUUCCUGCGAACAUAAUUCCUCCCACAGCAAGAAGGACAAAGUGGUGGUUUGUCAGAGGGUGAGCCAAGAGGAAGUAAAAAAAUGGGCUGAAUCACUGGAAAACCUGAUUAGCCAUGAAUGUGGGCUGGCGGCUUUCAAAGCUUUCUUGAAGUCUGAAUACAGCGAGGAGAACAUUGACUUCUGGAUUAGCUGUGAAGAGUACAAGAAAAUCAAAUCGCCCUCUAAACUAAGUCCCAAGGCCAAAAAGAUCUAUAAUGAAUUCAUCUCCGUCCAGGCCACUAAAGAGGUCAACCUGGAUUCUUGCACCAGGGAGGAGACAAGCCGGAACAUGCUAGAACCCACAAUAACCUGCUUUGAUGAGGCCCAGAAGAGGAUUUUCAACCUGAUGGAGAAGGAUUCCUAUCGCCGCUUCCUCAAGUCCCGAUUCUAUCUUGAUUUGGCCAACUCUUCCAGCACCGGCUUGGAGAAGCAGAAGGGAGCCAAGAGGCCCGCAGACUGCCCUUCCCUGGUCCCCCAGUGCGCCUGACCAUCCCACGGCACCGGAGGACGACAUACCCAAGACUUAAUGCCUGGAAAACCCGAGGCCAAAUAUCGAUCUGUAUUAGGAACGAGGGCUUUUAUCCGCCUUGUAGCUUAGUGUUCACGCUGCCUGCCAUGUGUGAGUCACUCCCGUGUGCGAAGUAGAUUUAGCGUUGGUGUUUCGGUGUCCGUCAGGGCACGACCUCAUUCCAGUCUGGUGUUCCCAGAUUUCCUUUAGGGUCCCAUGUGAGCAAGUCUCCAGAUAAUGGCUGUGCAGGGGUGGCUUCCCAAAGACUCUGAGUUCUCUCCUCCCAACGGCUUGACCUCAGGCUUGUUGGUUGGUACAUUUCAUGUGACAUCCACAAGCACUUGCAUUCUGUUGGCACUUUCUCUAAACUCUAAGUGUGUAUAUGAGGUUGA